GGAAAUGUGAUGCUAAAAAUAAGGUAGAGGGAUGGAAGGAUGAGGAUUCAGGCAACCAGAAAAAUAGGAAACAACCCAUUGGGUUUCUCUGUUGCAGCUGGCCGGUAAAGGGAGUGUUUGAGAAAUGAGUGUAUGUGGUUGAAACGGCUUUGCUUAUAAUCCCGUGCCGUGUGAGCAAACAUUAAUCAUCUCACCUUCAUCAUUCCCACACCACUUUGCAUUCAAACACAGAGAUGGAAUGGGAGAACAAGAAGAGAAGACGAGAGGAGGAAGACAAUCUGGACAAGUCAGCAAAGAAGCAAGAUAUCAAUCAUUAUGAUCAUAAUAGUACAAGUGAUGUAAUUGAAGAGAGUGAUGGUUAUUUGUCACCUGAAAACAAUUUGGCAUUAGGAGUAUUUGAUUUCCCGUGGUUGCAUGAAGAUGAAGGCAUGAUCUGGAAAUUAGAAGAGUGCAAUUUUGAAGACACCUUCUCAUCAUCACUGGAGAACAACACCACCUGGUUUGAGUUUUCUGGGCAGAGUUGCAUGUUGGAAACGUGCAUCACUUUCCCAGAGUACAAGUUUGAGGAAAAUGUUUUGUGGCCGUUGAAAGGCGACGUGGGGCUGGAAAUGGACUGCAUCUGGGGAUGCCUGCAACAGGGUCAGCAGGGUGCUUCUAAAUCUAAUGAAUGACUAUGCCGAGUACUGACCCAUUUUUGUUAAUCAGUCGUCCUUUUUUUUAUUAUUAUUUUUUUAUGGGGGGCAUUUUGUCCAUAAACAUUUUGUUACUACAUCUCUUGCUCACUGGUUAACAUCAAAAUCAAUGGAAGAUUGAAGA
Rubroshorea leprosula is the source of this 816-nucleotide messenger RNA. NCBI's taxonomy places the organism in Eukaryota, Viridiplantae, Streptophyta, Magnoliopsida, Malvales, Dipterocarpaceae. The record is from the annotation of a GenBank genome assembly.